UGGAGGAAAAAUAAGAAGCAGCUGCCUCCAAGCGUGAGAUUUUGGGGUGUGCGUCAGAGUAAGGGAUGCUUGAUAGCAAAACGUCUCGCCCUGGUUCCUGCCUGGGGAGCUGCAAUGUCAAGUGAAAUAACCUUCCAGGCUGCCUUUGGUGCAGAGGUCCUUUGGCUUAUGGUAUUGCUUUCUGUCUGGUGAGCUGUCUGCCUCCUUGUAUGCCUGAUCUCAGGCUUUCUUUGCUCCUUUUAUUUUUAUUUUUUUUUUCUCCUCGGGCUGGGAUGUGCUCUGCCUUUAAUGCAUCAGGAAGCCACACGCAAUGAGGAAACUCUCAUCAUCUGUGCAUCAGGGCGAAUUACUGACUGAGUGCUGAGCAGUCACGGUAUUGAUUCAGACCGUAGCCCAGCCUCUCCGCCUGCCGCUCGGCGUGGCUGGGUGCAUCCUUCUGGUUCGCCGCAUAUAAUCGGCUUCCCAGAGCUGCCAAGCAGGGGGGAGAGUUGGAACCAAACCCAUCUACAAUGUUUGCUUCAAAAUCCAGCUCUGUGUCCCCUUCUCCAUCCAUGGACCAGGCAGAUUCGGAUGCUCUGGACAUCAGCACCAAAGUGCAGCUGUACGGCGUGCUCUGGAAGAGACCCUUUGGGAGGCAGUCGGCCAAGUGGUCCAGGAGGUUCUUCAUCAUUAAGGAGAGUUUCCUGCUCUACUAUGCUGAGAGUGAGAAGAAGAACUUUGAAAGCAAUAAAUACUUCAAUAUCCACCCCAAGGGUGUCAUACCCCUGGGGGGCUGCAUCGUGGAACCCAAAGAAGAGCCCAGCAUGCCUUAUGCCAUAAGGAUCUCUCAUGAAGACUUCCAUGGUAACAUUGUUCUAGCAGCCGAGUCAGAGUUUGAGCAGGCUCAGUGGCUGGAGAUGCUGCAGGAGUCUGGAAAAGUGACCUGGAAGAAUGCCCAGCUGGGAGAAGCUAUGAUCGAGAGCCUGGAAGCCCAGGGACUGCAGCUGGCCAAGGAGAAACAGGAAUAUUUAGAUAAGCUGAUGGAAGAGACAGAAGAGCUGUGUCUGCAGAGGGAGCAGAAAGAGGAACUGGAACGCCUGAACCAGGUUCUGGAAGCGGAGAAGCACCGGUUUGAAGAGGUGGUACGGGAGCUGCGGCUGGAGCAGGAGCAGAUCAAGAGGGAGCUAGAGCUCACGGCCCGCUCCCUUAAAGGAGUGGAGGAAGAAAAGAAAGAGUUGCGAAGCCUGACAGAGUCCUUACAGAAAACCCUAGAGGAGCUUUCCCUGGAAAAGCAGCAAAUGCUGGAGAUGAUGGAAGAAAACGAAAGCCAGUUCCCACCUCCAACCAGCCCUAGCAAGGAGCAAAGCCCCAGCUGGGGACUGCACUGCAGCCUGCGACAGAUUGAAGAGAAGAUGCAACAGCUUCUGGAGGAGAAACUCCUGGCAGAGAAGAGGAUGAAGGAGAACGAGGAGAGGUCCCGAGCUCUGGAGGAGGAGCGGGAGUUUUACUCUUCCCAGUCACAGGCGCUGCAGAACUCGCUCUCAGAGCUCACCGCAGAGAAGCAGCAGACAGAGAGGGACCUCAAGGCUGAGGUGAAGGUGCGCAUGGAUCUGGAGAAGAGACUGAGGGAAGCUGAGGAAGCGUUGCAGCGCUUGGAGCAAGGUUUAAAUUCUUUGGAUCGCAACAAGGAGAAAGAGGAGAAGAUGAAAGCAGAUGUCAGUCAUUUGAGAAAGUUCUUUGAAGAGUGCAUCCGCAAUGCUGAGCUGGAGGCCAAGAUGCCCGUGAUCAUGAAGAACUCAGUGUACAUCCACAAGGCUGCCACUCGCCGCAUAAAGAGCUGCCGCCUUCACCGCCGGAGAACCAGCACUUCGUGGAAUGACUUGAAGCAGUCCCAGUCCUUCAUCUUCUCACACGCGGAAGCUGAAAACAUUGAGGAGCUGAAGGAGGCAGCCAAAAGACUGAGCCGGCACCAGCACUUCCGCGAGACUCUCUACCAAAUCAUGAGGUCACAAAAAGAUUCAGCUUCAGGGGACGAAAAGUGACUCUUGCUGGGAGGGGACUUCUGAUCUCAACUUGCCAUUCAGCUCUGCAAAAGCUAAGCCAUCAGGCACUAGGGUCAGAAGGGAGAUAUGUCCUUUGGUGAGGAAGGUGAGGGGAAGUUGUGUGUAGGCAAUUCCUUCAGUUAGUGGCUUUGCUUUACUUUGGAUGCUCCCCGUAGCCUGGCAGACCUUCCUUGCUGAGCACUGCUGAUCACAUCUCUUUGCUUCAGCUGCUUAUGUUAAGCCACAUUUUGCUAAGAUACCACGGCCGGCGUGACAGUGACCACCGACCUUAGCUUAGGAAGUGCCUCUUCUUUUCUUUCCUGCUUAGUCUGCCUGCCUGACACGAGUGCUUCUGAGAAACCCGUUGUUAGCCCGUGGUCCAGCUGGAGCAGCCACGUGAGUCGGGCAGAGCUUGCCCCGUUUUGCCUGAUCUCUGCUAGGAACUGACUCGCUGAGCACCCCUGCUCAUCAGCACUUCCAUGGGGCAUGCUUCAUGGCACACUUCCUGAAGACUGCAGCAGCCCCAGCCUCCCAGGCACAGGCUGUAAUAUCAACCACGGGGCAAUCUCCUGAUGCAGCAACAUUUCAAGCAAGCGGUAGCAGCGCAAGGUGAAGGCAACCUGGGGAUGCUGUGGAUUUGGCUCCAAGAAGAAUCACGUGCAAAGUAGAUCUUAUAGGUAUCUCGGCAGCAUUGCUGCAAGCUGGAGGGAGGGUAAUGCUGUGCUGGCUGUGGUUACAACAUCCCAGGGCCAGCUUUGCACUUUUUGCACUGGAACAGCUGGCUGUGUUGCUGCUGGGAGGAGGAGCACAGCUGUGUACGGAAGGUGCUAUCUACAGGCAAGUUCAAUGUGUAGGAGUCUUUGACUCAGCUCUGGUGGCUUCCUCAUCACCUCUGGAAAACAAGCUUCAGGACAGGUGGAUGAGGACUGUCCAGCAAUGAAACCUGCUACCACUUUUCAACUUAAAUGCUGUCAGCAGCAGGAUGUCAGGGCAGUGCAGCUGUGGGGAAAGCCACCUCUGUGUGGGCUGCAGUGAAUGGUCUGUACCCAGGGCUUUGUACUGCUCUCUACCAGUUCUCUUAGUUGCAGUCUGGGCUAUCUUGGUUCAGCCUGGGCCUCCAGCAAGUCAAGGGUGGAAUGGGAGAGUCCCUGUGGGCAGCUUGUUCAGAGGUGGGCUUCUGGUUGGCCUCUGUGCGUUCCCAAGUGCUCACCACGAGGUUAUUACAGGGGAGGAUUUGGCCUGCAGGUGGUUAUCUUCUGUGUUACAGAAGAGGGAUGGCUUUGCUGUGCAAACUUUACGGCCUCUCCCACUACUCCUUUUUGCAAGUAGCUGGCUAGUAAUUAUCUGUGCUAUAGUAUCAGCACUGCUUAGUGCUUACAGAGCCCGUUGAAGCACACUCAGUCACGCUUAUCCCUGUGACAUAAAUCAGGAAACAAAGUCAUAAAAGAUACAAAGGUGAUGAAUCUAGCAGUAGAGGGGCUUGGGAAUCUUAAGUGCAGGUUUACUGGGGUUCUCAGGACUGUAAUGCUCACCAGUUCCCCUGGGUAUUACACGUGCCCUCUGUGCCAAGUGACACUGGGCCAGCUGCUAGCCUGCCCUGUGUGGGCUGUGACACAGGCCAAUCCCAGGCUGUGCUUCUGGCCACCAAAUUCAUUCCCUACCAAUCCAGAGCUCUUUUUCCCCUUUGCACUGCCCUAAUAUCAUCUCUGGCUAUUUUCCAGUUACAAGUUCUUUGUUGUGUGGUGCUGGAAGGUACAGGCAAAAGUACAGCCAAAGAAUGCAUCUGCAACCCAGGCAGUUAGGAAAAUCACCCAGUGGCUUGUGAAUGCAGCCCCUUUGGUCUAUUACCAUCAAAUGCCACAAUAUCAGAAUUUACACAAUUAUUGUACUCAGGAGGUGGCCACAUUGGGUCUUCCUUUACCCUGCAUAUUGACAGCAAUAAAUAAAUAAAUAAAAGUUAUGCGGAUGCUAGAGUGAAUUCCUGCGUGUUCUUGACACACCAUUACUGAAAUGACGUUAAAUUGCCUCUGCAGGAGUUGAGACAAAUCGCCGUGACACACAUUUACUGCCAGGGUACUUGCUGUGCUUCACUGCGUUGCUGUACAUGCUGAACAUCACCUCCAAAAGGACUGUACGUAAAAUGCUUUCGUCCUUGCCACCCGCUUCCACCUUAUUUACUAUGUUGAGCCUCUGCACUUUAAAAUGUGUAUAGCAUUAAAGGCAGGAUGUAUCAAAGCUAAAGCAAAAAUCUGUUUGCUUACCCAAAGCCGGCGG
Cygnus olor (mute swan) is the source of this 4295-nucleotide messenger RNA. RefSeq names its product pleckstrin homology and coiled-coil domain containing D1 (gene PLEKHD1). The record is from RefSeq and is a predicted model, not a curated record. Lineage: Eukaryota; Metazoa; Chordata; Aves; Anseriformes; Anatidae. The transcript has 13 exons. Bases 510 to 2021 code for a protein of 503 amino acids.